GGAAAAUGAGGUCUAUUUUCUGUGGAAAUUUUGAAUAUGAUGCCCGGCAGUCAGAGUUGGAGCGGCUUUUUAGACGAUAUGGGAAGGUUGAUAGGGUUGAUAUGAAGUCUGGACUAUCUUUGGCAUAUCCAUUUUCCCCCAAGCUAAUGGAUGGGCUUUUCAGAAAUCCGUUUCCUGCCUGUGAUGCACAUCUUCUUUUAAAGAAGAAUCGUUCAAUUUGAUCUGCAAUGGCACAACUGUUCCACGUAUUCCUCUGUCACACUUGCCUUCCAAUUUUCAUGCCUUUUGCACAGCCUUCACUUUUGGACAUGUUGAGGUUGAAAUAUAGCCAACCUCACAGCGGAGGCAGCAGAAUACAUGGGGAGGCCACUCACUUUCCAUUGACCCACCAUGAGAACUACACUUUUGGGUUCUUGUUGUUGACACCACUUUGUUUAUAACUCAAGGAUUUGCUUUUAUCUAUAUGGAAGAUGAGAGAGAUGCUGAUGCUGCUAUUCGUGCUCUUGAUCGGGCAGAAUUUGGUCGGAAGGGGCGGAGACUUCGUGUGGAAUGGACAAAGCAUGAGCGUGGCAUCAGAAAGCCUGCUGCUCCAAGAAGAUCAUCAGCUACUGCGAGGCCAUCAAAGACUUUAUUCGUGAUUAAUUUUGAUACAUUCCAUACAAGAACAAGGGACUUGGAGAGACACUUUGAACCGUAUGGGAAGAUAGCCAGUGUGAGGAUCAGAAGGAAUUUUGCUUUUGUUCAGUAUGAAUCAGAGGAUGAUGCUUGUAAAGCACUGGAAGCCACAAAUAAUAGCAAGUUAUUGGACCGGGUUAUUUCUGUUGAAUUUGCUGCUAAAGAUGAUGAUGAUAGGAGAAAUGGAUAUAGCCCAGAGAGAGGCCAUGAUAAUCGUCAUGAUAGGAGCCGUGAUGGAAGGCGAUCACCUAGUCCUUAUCGCAGAGAAAGGGGUAGUCCUGAUUAUGGUCGUGGGGCCAGUCCUUACAAGAGGGAGAGGAGCAGCCCUGACUAUGGCCAUGGCCGCAGCCGUAGUAGAAGCCCCCACCGCAGAGUGCGAGCUAGCCCUGCUCACGGGCGUAGAAGCCCUAGUCCAUAUAGAAGAGAGAGGGAUGGCUCUGAUCUUGUUCGUGACUCCAGCCGCAGUCCUUUUCACAAAGAGCGAGGGAGAACCGAUCGGUCUUCCUCCCUUAGUCCCAAAAGAAGAGGGAGGACAAGCCCUCAAAAUGGUGGUGACUCUAGCCGUAGUCCUUAUGAUCCUGUGAAGGCUACUAGCCCUGAAAAUGGCGAGAUCAAACAUAGUCCUGAUGCAAGAGGGAAUCCCAGCGAUUACAAUGGAUAUGGAGGAGGGAGCCCAGAUAAUAUGCGUGAGCCUGAACCUGAGCCUGAGGCCGAGCCUGAGCCCAGGGACAGUCCCAACUAUGGUGGUCCUGAAAGUCCCAUGCAUGAACGAUACCGCAGCCAGUCACCCCCUGCAGAAGAAUGAUCUCAGUUCUUGAUGAUAAAAGCCAGAAGGGCUGACUGAUUGUAAUAGUAUGUCAUGGAAGGACUAGAUUUAAUUUCGCCAAAUUACUAUAGAAUAGUAGUGAUGAAGUUUCGGAACUUGUGGUGUUGUGAAAACUUAUCAGCACUUUAUUCAUUUAGACAGUUUCAUGCUAGCUUGGUUGACAGCUUAAUGGUAGAAUCUUUGUUUAACAGUCAAAUUGUAGACUUAUAUCCAAGAUCUAUUUUUUGUCAA
Molecule: messenger RNA, 1732 nt
Organism: Lotus japonicus
Lineage: Eukaryota; Viridiplantae; Streptophyta; Magnoliopsida; Fabales; Fabaceae
Product: serine/arginine-rich splicing factor RS40
Exons: 6
Coding region: 464-1480 (338 amino acids)
Biological process (GO): mRNA splicing, via spliceosome
Cellular component (GO): cytoplasm; nuclear speck
Molecular function (GO): RNA binding
Source: RefSeq, a predicted model, not a curated record